AUGCCGGCCAUACUCGAUAUUGAGGAGAAAUUUCGAUGUAAGUCAUAUCGUCAUGGCGCCUUCCUUUGUUUAGGACUUGCUCGAGUUGCGAUGCAAGAUUGCCAUCACCGCAUUUGUUUCGCCUGCUUGGCGCAACGGGUUCAAUAUGCCAAUCAACAAAAUGAAGUGCCAAAUUGUGCUCAUUCCCAGUGCGCCAACAGGCUCACGCGCUCCAAAAUGAUGCGCAUCGCUGAAAAGUACCCAAAUAUGGGCAACGAAUGCAAA
Mesorhabditis belari is the source of this 264-nucleotide messenger RNA. NCBI's taxonomy places the organism in Eukaryota, Metazoa, Nematoda, Chromadorea, Rhabditida, Rhabditidae. The record is from the annotation of a GenBank genome assembly.